Molecule: messenger RNA, 597 nt
Organism: Zymoseptoria tritici IPO323
Lineage: Eukaryota; Fungi; Ascomycota; Dothideomycetes; Mycosphaerellales; Mycosphaerellaceae
Exons: 3
Coding region: 1-597 (198 amino acids)
Biological process (GO): DNA synthesis involved in DNA repair; DNA-templated DNA replication
Cellular component (GO): delta DNA polymerase complex
Molecular function (GO): DNA-directed DNA polymerase activity
Source: RefSeq, a predicted model, not a curated record
AUGCCUCCCAAACGCCGCUCCAACACACCGCGCACGACACAGCGUCAACAGGGAACACUCUCCUUCCACGGCAAGAGUAAAGUCACAAAACCGACCUCUCCUCGCGGCGCAAAGUCAAAGAAAGAUCCCGAGCAGUACGAGCAACUACUGGAGAAAGAUAUCAAGCCCGAGGUCGAAGAACCCACCACCGCAGAGAAAGCAAUCACAGAACAAGUCAAAGCUGAAGUCGCAACACUCGAAGAUCCUCUCGAUACCACAAUCAGCAAGACCGAAGAUGAGUCUGAAGCGAGGAAGGUUUCUGCGACGCAGAUCAACAAAUACUGGCGAGCAAAGGAGGCGGAGCGAAAGGCGCCGCGGGUACAUCAGCAGGACUUGAGCACGCAUGAGAAGAUUCUGAGGGAGUGGGAUAUGAGUGGGAACUAUGGGCCCUGCAUCGGAAUAGCACGCCUGAAGCGCUGGAAGAGAGCCAACAUGCUUGGUCUGAACCCCCCGAUCGAAGUCCUCGCUGUUCUGCUGAAGGAGCUUGAUGGUGGGGAAGUCAAGUCGCAGAGAGCGCAUGUGGAUGAGUUGAUGAGCUCUCGCUUUAUCGAAACAUGA